This is a messenger RNA of Ascochyta rabiei, 1299 nucleotides long. Its product is annotated as autophagy protein. Gene Ontology annotation, cellular component: cytosol; extrinsic component of membrane; fungal-type vacuole membrane. Lineage: Eukaryota; Fungi; Ascomycota; Dothideomycetes; Pleosporales; Didymellaceae. The record is from RefSeq and is a predicted model, not a curated record. Gene Ontology annotation, biological process: autophagy of mitochondrion; nucleophagy; protein lipidation. The transcript has 5 exons. The coding region runs from base 1 to 1299 and encodes 432 amino acids. Gene Ontology annotation, molecular function: phosphatidylinositol-3-phosphate binding; protein binding; phosphatidylinositol-3,5-bisphosphate binding.
AUGGCGUCUAUGAACUUUGUAACGUUCAACCAGGACCACAGCCACCUCGGCGUCGGCACUACCAACGGCUACCGCGUAUACACCACCGACCCAUUCAACAAGCAGUCAGAGUCCCGUGAGGGUGAUGUGUCUAGCCUCGAGAUGCUCUUCUCGACUUCCCUGGUGGCUCUCACCCUGUCGCCACGGGUUCUGCGCAUACAAAACACCAAGCGGCACUCGACUAUCUGCGAGAUGACCUUCCGUACCGCGAUCCUGGCGAUGAGACUGAACAGAAAACGACUGGUAGUGGUGCUCGAGUCUGAGCUCUACAUCUACGACAUCAGCAAUAUGCAGAUGCUGAAGACAGAGAAGACAUCGCCAAAUCCUAAUGCGAUAUGUGCCCUUUCCGCAUCCUCCGAGAACAACUAUCUCGUAUACCCUCUGCCUACAAAAGCGGCGCCAGCUACCUUUCAACCGCCCUCGCAUGCGCCGCCCAAGUCAGACCAUGUUGCACCCACCAGCGGCGAGGUCCUCAUAUACGACGCUACAAAGAUGGAGGCAGUCAACGUGAUAGAGGCCCACAACUCUCCUCUGUCAUGUAUAGCGCUCAACAACGAUGGAACCUUGUUGGCGACUGCUUCCGAGAAGGGCACUAUCAUCCGCGUCUUUUCUAUCCCAGAUGCACAGAAGCUCUACCAGUUCAGGAGAGGGUCCAUUCCUGCCAGGAUAUACAGCAUGUCGUUCAACUCGACUUCCACGCUGCUCAGCGUCUCGUCAGCAACAGAGACGGUCCAUAUCUUCCGCCUUGGUACGCCAAACACCAGCCGCAGCAACAGCGUUUCUUCCGCCACUGGUAAACCGGCAGCGAAUUCUCGCGGGCGUAGCAGUAGUCGUGCGAGUGAAGAAGUCCCAGACGAGUUUGGAGACAGUCUUGGAGAUUUUACAACUCCGGAGCGCAAGCCGUUGAAUCCCACCUUUGGCAGCCUGAUACGGCGGACAUCACAAACUGUUGGCAAGUCGUUCGCUGCCACUGUCGGGGGCUAUUUGCCGAGCGCAGUGGCGGAGAUCUGGGAGCCAUCACGCGACUUUGCAUGGGUGAAGGUACCUAAGUCGCCUAACAGUGCUUCUAGUGGACCUAUCAGGACUGUGGUUGCACUCAGCAACAAUGGACCGCAGAUCAUGGUAGUCACCAGCGAAGGCAACUACUACGUCUUCAACAUCGAUCUCGAGAAGGGAGGCGAGGGGACGCUGUACAAGCAAUACUCGCUCACCGAACCGAAUGAACUCACGUCAAGCGGCAUGCAGGACUACGCUGACUAG